GUCUAGAUAAUCAAGACUGUCAUAAAAAAAAAUGGCGACUAUUUCCGAAGCUGACAGUUGCUGACACAUUAAAAUAAGACAAAAAGACCAUUUAAAUAUUCAGUGCUUUGUGACAAUAACCUAAGCUUGCCACGAGAGUUCAAUAGAAACCGAGGAUCGAAAGAGGUAACAGUAACUUUCAACGGUUUACAGGAUAAUGGCAGAUUGUAUAAAACAAGCCAGAUCGCCAACAACAGAACAAAGCAGAUCUCCAAAAGCAGAACUAACAUGUGGAUUGUGUUACAAAGAUCUCAACAAACCCAAGCAAUUGGCAUGCUGUCAUACCUUUUGUCGUCACUGUUUAGAAGAUUACGUAAGAGAUACUCUUAAUGCUGAAAGUCAAACAAUUGAUUGUCCCAAGUGUCAGAAAGUCAUACAGAUUCCUGAAAACGGAACGAAAGGUUUGCCCAGUAAUUAUCACAUUCUUGCACAGUCUCUGUCUGAUGAAAUUGAUACAGGGGCGGCUUUUGCUGAUUUUAAGUGUGAUAUAUGUAAGGUAAAUAAAGUCAUCGGUUAUUGUUUUGAAUGUACGAAGAAUUUGUGUGAAGAAGACAAAAACAAACACAAAACUGCUCCAGUAUCAAGGUCACAUCAUAUUGCCACAUUCACGGAUGGAAAUAGAAAAGUUGAGAAGGACAGUUAUUGCGAAAAACAUUCCGAUAAUAUUCUAAAGUUUUAUUGUUGUCAGUGCAGUGUGCCUAUUUGCUCUGAUUGUAAAUUGGCCAAACACGAAAAUCAUAGAACAGAAGAUAUUGAAGAUGUGGCUUUUAGAGAUCGAGAAAGGUUAUCAAAAUUAAUGGAAAUUCUCCGUCAGUAUCUACCAUGUAUGAAUGAUGCUGUCAAUUCAGCGGAAAAUGCAGAAGCUGCUUUUAAAAAUCAUGCAAACGAUACUAUAGAGUGCAUUAAUCAUCGCAGAGAAGAGGUUAAAAAAUUGGUAGAUCAGUUGUGUGAUGGUGCCGUCAAUUAUGUACGUGGAAAGCUAGAAGCUGAAUUGCAGUGCAUGGUUCCAAAAUUAAAUGAUAUCAAAGAAGAUCGAAAAUUUAUUGAACGCUCUAUCAACAUAACAGAACCUGUGAUAAACAUGGGGGAAGAUGUAAAAAUCGUAGAAGUAACUAAAGAUAUACAGAACAUUGUUAAUAAUCUUCCAGAACCCAAACGAAUUGAUGAGAAAAAAUUUAUAUUUAAUGCUGGGGUACAUGGUCAGUCUCUGAUGUGUAAAUAUGUUGGCACAAUCGGCUUUGAGGCAAAGGCAUUAAAACAUGAUUUUUCCUUUGAUAAUAACAAUCUUUUCAUGUACAGCAUAAUACCAGUCUCUGAAACGGAAGCAUGGAUGUCCUAUUACAAUUCUGAAGAAAGUGCAAUUAUUAAGGUCAACAAUUAUGGAAAAGAAAUCGAGAAAUUCUCACUGCAGCCGUUUGGACGGUACAGAAUGAUAAUGCUGGAGAACGAUGAGUUUUUACUCUCUUCUUAUGGAGAGAAGAAACUGAAAAUCUUGAGAAAUUAUAAGGAGAGCCUUUUUGCAGAAACUCCAUUUGAGCCACAAGGCAUAGUUAAAACUGCAGAUAAUAAUAUACUGGUUUGUUGUUCUGAUGAUGUAGAAACAGAGGAUGAAAAUACAGAAAGGGCUCUGUUGAUGUUCUCCCAACGAGGUACACUUCUAAAACGUGUGGAUUCGCGACUGAAUGAGAAGGAAAAACUCUUCAAUUCUCCAAAAUAUGUUUGUGUUAAUAUUAAUGGAGAUGUAUGCAUUUCUGAUGAAGAUGGAAAGGCUAUUCUUAUUUUCAACAAGGACUUAAAAUUGAUUGGUCGUUAUGAAGGAUGUAAAAAUACUAAUCCAUUUCGUCCACGGGGUAUAUGUUGUGAUCGGUUUGGUCGAAUUAUUGUCACAGAUGGUGAUAAUCAUAAAAUACAUCUGUUGUCAUCAAGUGGAGAAUUUAUUCGCUACUUGUUGACAGAAGAGGAUGGCGUUCGAGGACCAGUUCUGGUAGCAAUUGGACCUGGCAACAAGUUGUGGGUUACCUGCAAGGGUCUGAUACAGAUUUAUUCUUAUUUAGACGGGGCUGGGUUGUUGUCUCGUCCAACUUCCCCCAAAUGUGUGAAGUAAUAUUGGGUGUUUUACGUACUUUUUGUCUUCAUAAUAUGGGAACUGAAGCUUAUACAAUAAAAUAUGAAAGAUUGUUUGAUCUUAAUUUUAUGUAUAUUUAUUUCUAAAUUUUGUUGCUUUUCUUGUCAAUUUUAAAAACUGUAAAAUGUGAUCUUUUAUAUACUGGUACAUGGUACUUGUAAUAAGUGUGAUAUAUAUAUAUUAUCAUAUAAUUUGUUCUCCUUGACUUUUAAACUGUAAGGAAUGUCAUUUAUUAAAAACUGUAAAAUGUAA
Molecule: messenger RNA, 2416 nt
Organism: Patella vulgata (common limpet)
Lineage: Eukaryota; Metazoa; Mollusca; Gastropoda; Patellidae
Product: E3 ubiquitin-protein ligase TRIM71
Exons: 2
Coding region: 197-2143 (648 amino acids)
Biological process (GO): positive regulation of DNA-templated transcription
Cellular component (GO): chromatin; nucleoplasm
Molecular function (GO): zinc ion binding; protein binding; ubiquitin-protein transferase activity
Source: RefSeq, a predicted model, not a curated record